Cyclocybe aegerita is the source of this 1560-nucleotide messenger RNA. Lineage: Eukaryota; Fungi; Basidiomycota; Agaricomycetes; Agaricales; Hemipholiotaceae. The record is from the annotation of a GenBank genome assembly.
AUGGGUGCAGGAGCUGUUGCAUCUUCCGGCACUACCACCGCCUACGGUCACCUUCUCGACCCCAACAGAAAGUGGUACAACAACAGACGGAUUAUCUACCUCAACUUCUGGAUUCUGCUUCUCCUUAUCACGUCCUCCACGAACGGAUACGAUGGAAGUAUGAUGAACGGGUUGCAGUCCCUCACCCAAUGGGCUGGUUACUUCAAUCACCCCACUGGCGGAAGGCUUGGUCUCCUGAACGCCAUCCAAAACAUUGGCUCGUUGGCCGCCUACCCCAUUUCCCCCUACGUCGCCGAUGGCCUCGGUCGGCGUACUUCCAUCUUCCUAGGCGCCUGUAUCAUGUGUGUCGCGACCGCCAUUCAGACUGCCUCCACAUCUGUUGGCAUGUUCAUUGGUGCCCGUUUCCUCAUUGGUUUCGGUCUUACCUUCGCUGCCACGGCCGCCCCCAUGUUGGUCACUGAGAUCUCGUACCCUACCUACCGUGCUCCUCUCACCUCGACCUACAACUCCCUGUGGUACUCUGGCGCCAUUGUCGCUGCCUGGGCUACCUACGGCUCCUUCAAGAUCCAGAACACCUGGGCAUGGCGUCUCCCUUCCAUCCUCCAGGCUCUUCCUUCUGUCAUCCAAGUCGCCCUCAUCUGGUUCGCACCCGAGUCGCCUCGUUGGUUGAUCAACAAGGGUCGCCAUGCUCAAGCUCUCAAGACCCUCGCCUACUACCACGCCGACGGCAACGAGGAGGACCCGCUCGUCAAGUACGAGUUUGAGGAAAUCAAGGCCGCCAUCGACCUUGACCGACAAGUUUCCUCCUCCAUCGGCUGGAAGACCCUCUUUGCCACCCCCGGAAACAGGAAACGCAUGACCAUCAUCAUUGCCCUCGCCUUCUUCUCUCAGUGGUCCGGUAAUGGUCUCGUCUCCUAUUAUCUCAACAAGGUCUUCAACACCAUCGGCAUCACCGACCCGACCAUCCAGCUGCUCAUCAACGGCAUCCUGCAAAUCUGGAAUCUGUUCUGGGCGCUGCUCGCGUCAUCGCUCGUCGACAAGAUCGGUCGCCGUAUCCUCUUCAUGACCUCUGUCAUCGGCAUGAUCGUGUUCUUCACCCUCCAGACCGCGUGCUCUGCCGUGUUCGCCAACACGGAAAACAAGGCUGCCGCCAACUCGGUCAUCGCGUUCAUCUUCCUGUUCUACGCCUUCUACGACCUCGCGUUCACCCCCCUCAUCGUGUCCUACACUGUUGAGAUUCUGCCCUAUCAGAUCCGUGCCAAGGGCUUCACAGUCUUCAACUUCGCUAUCUCGCUCUCGCUCAUCUUCAACCAAUACGUCAAUCCAGUUGCUCUGGACGCCAUCGGCUGGAAAUAUUACACCGUUUACGUUGCAUGGUUAUGCUUCGAAGCUGUCUUCCUCUGGUUCUUCGUUGUUGAGACCAAAAACCGCACUCUCGAGGAGACUGCUGCCCUGUUCGACGGUGACGACGCCGCCGAACAGAUCGCCGCCGCUGCCCACGCUGUCGACAGCGACAAGGAUGAGAAGUCCUCAGGCUCCUUCCACGAGACCAAGGCCUAA